Messenger RNA from Betta splendens (Siamese fighting fish), 1781 nucleotides. RefSeq lists its product as uncharacterized. Gene Ontology annotation, molecular function: nucleic acid binding. The transcript has 12 exons. Gene Ontology annotation, biological process: DNA integration. Bases 278 to 1414 code for a protein of 378 amino acids. NCBI's taxonomy places the organism in Eukaryota, Metazoa, Chordata, Actinopteri, Anabantiformes, Osphronemidae. The record is from RefSeq and is a predicted model, not a curated record.
UAAAAUCGGUGUACAGUGUAAGGCGUGCAGCUUUAUCACGGAAGUUAAGUGAUAAAUAGAGUGUGCUUAAAUACUGAUAAAUACAUUGAACAUUUAUGACCUUUCUGUACAGCUCAAAGACUCGAGCGCAACAGGAGCAAGUUAUUUUGAAAUUUCGUACCGGAUGUAGAGUUGUAUUACAAUAGACUUGACAAGUAGCUCAAACUAACAACAAAAGCAGUUUAGUCAUAACAUCACAUGUGCUUUUCUUAUUAAAACGGCUGAAGUUGUGUACACAAUGGGAAGGUAUAAAUGCGCGUACAACUGCGAAAACCCCGCUGGUUCGGAUAUGAAGUAUUUUAAAUUUCCGCUGUACAAUCCCAGAAAACUCAAGAAAUGGCUUGAAAACAUGAAGUGGGAGGACUGGGCUCCAACUCGCUUCUCUGUGCUGUGCAUGAAUCAUUUUGAGGACCGAUGCUUAGACAAGACAGGCAAAUACGUUAAACUGCGAGUAGAUGCAGUUCCCACAAUAUUUGCAUCCUCUGAUGACUCACAGAAAAGAAAGACUUCUGUGAAACCCAGAAGUAAGCGGCACACGGCGCAUGGUGGUAAAACGGCACUGAUGAGUACGUCUCAGUCUCCAUCAGAUCCUUCAUCCACAUCGCAGUUAUACGUCCUGGACAAAGAGACCAGUCAGACGGAGGCGGAGGCUCCUGGAGACCCUAAAACGUCUGACAAAUGGAGAGUUAUAGUGGAUGAAGGGCUUAUGAAGAUUGACUCCUUUCCACAUUUCUUCCAUGGAGAUUACUGUGUACCACAGGAUAUUCAGUGGGCUCCAGAUACUAAUUCUAGUACAGCGCCUAAAGAUCCCAACAACGUUAUCGAGGUGAAAGAGCCGUGGCACUGGCUCGGCUUGGACGUCAGAGGACCCCUGCCUCAAACAGUGAACGGACACAAAUACAUUUUGACCGUGACCGAUUACUACUCCAAGUGGGUGGAAGCUGUGCCAAUGCAAGCAUGCCUGCCUCCACAUGUGACAAAGCAAAUCGUUGACAUCAUUGCUCACUUUGGAUACCCAAUCCGAAUCCUCUCCAGGCUGCCACAUGAAAUAGUCCACAAAAUCAACAGAGAACUGAAAGAUCAGCUGCAGGUCAGCGUCUCCCUCGUGGUUUUUCAUCAGCAGACCGGCACUGUGGAUUUGGUCACACAGCAGCUGAUUGACAGAAUGAUAAGUGACCUAAUAGAAGAGCAUGCUGCUGACUGGGAUGUCUUCCUACCGGCCAAGGUUUUCAGUCUGUGUUUCAAAGAGCAUACUGUGACUAAGGAGAGGCCUUUUUCAGUUCUGUGCUGCAGAGGACUCGACCCCGUCCAGACCCCAAGGGGUCUAAAUUAUUCUUAUUCCAAACUCAGAGACAGUAUAUUUGUGAUUCGAUAAAUGUUCAAGACAUAUUUGGUCACUUUUGGAGAUCGCUGGUCUUGGAAGAACUUCAUGUUUAUUUAAGGACUGUAAUGGAAAGUGCUGGAUUUUACCACCCACAAUGCGGGAAACGCUAGUUAAUUAAAACAGAAUGAGAUAUUUAUUGACGAGACAAAUGUUGGAGUUUGAGCUGGUCUAAAAAACCUCACAAGUGCAGUAGCUUGCUUUAGUAGUGCAGCACCUGAAAGGACGUAGAGAUCAUUAGAGUUACGUCAGAUCUAUCAGUAAAGGUUAUGAGCCGGCAGGUUUAAGGUUGAUGUGCCUGCUUGUUUGUUGUUGCAAUUGUUAAUGUACUGGACAAUUCAAUAAACUUUUUUUAAAUAAC